CCGCGGUGGCGUAGGGGGGAAUAUGGACGGCGGCGGUACGCCGUGUGUGUGUGCGCGUUGCCAACGGCGCGCAGUGUGUUUUUUAAUUUAACUAGUGCCGGACACGAUGGGCUGCAGACACGAUCCGACGAAGACAUGCUGUUUAAAGCCAGUCAUAAAAUAGGUCGAAAAUUUAAUACUAAAGUAUUGGUUUUGCUAUUGGUCUGUCUAGUCAUGGAAGUGGUUUCAAGAGCUAACGAUUUAAACUUCACGAAUGCCAUAUCCGUUACCACGUUACACAUGAAUUACUGUUUCGGCAAUGACGUUCCACCACCAGUUGAAUAUAUAAAAAACCAUGGAACGCAUAACACUAAUAUGCUCUCGAAAUUCCGUAAUCCUACCAAAGGCUUCAUCGCUAAUAGGAAUAGUGACAUAAAAAUACUAAAAAAAGUGCGAACGCAGCUGAAAAUCGCCAGAAAACAUUUUCGGAACAACCGAGAAAUAAUCGCCUGGCUUUAUAAAGACGUGAAGACUGUGAUGGGAACAGAUUACCAUUACGAUUGGCUGCCCUCUUACCCGCUGAACUGGUACAAGAACCAUGUCGAAAAACUUGACAAGGACACAAAGAUGUUUACGCUUUUGCCCGUGCUACGAGAUUCAUUAGUCAACUUUUCAGUCACGUUUGACCAAAUGCGACAGUUCGGUGAAAGAAAGUACAUGUCCAAUUACACAGUGAUAAAACGAAUUUUGGACGAUCUAUUCAAUCACCUUACCGCAGUGCUGUGUGAAGUGGAAACGGCGUUGCGAAGCGCGAGCACGUGGCACCAUGACUGGCGGGUACCGCACGGUGCAAAAGCCGUGAUCGUCGGAGGCGCCGGAUGGAACGCCAACCCUGACCACACGGCCAUGGUGAUCCAGGACUGGGGCGUGCUGAUCGUUUACUACAGGUUCCUUAAGGAAUGGCUGUUGAUCAGCCGGAAAAUGGUCCAGGACCAGACGGACGUGCGACCGGACCCAAUCUCGUCACCGUCGUCGUCGUCCUCGUCUACGCGGUCGCCGUGCACCAGGCACCACAAGUGCAGGUCGACGGGGCGCGGUCACGGUCCACCGCUCGGCAUCGUCACGUAGCAACGGCAGUGAUAGCGCAGUCAUAGCAGCGGUUAGUCGAAGUAUACACACGUAACCGUCCCGCGAUCUAUCACUCGUUACCGCAGCGACCGCGAUGUCGGUUUCGUGCGGAUUUCGGACGAGCGUCGCUUCCCUCGGUCCGAAUAGAUCCCGUGCAAUACGACUGCGGUACCUGCGCGACCAGAAUUCGACAGCUUUGAAUGCAAGGUGCGAAGAGGCGAAGGGUCAGUGAUAGAAAAAGAGGAUAAAUUAUUAAAAAUAAUUCGCCCCCCCCCCUAAUUCCGUGUAUCGUAUGUUUUAUUUUAUUUUUUCGAUACACAACCCGCACCACGUGUAUUCCAAAUCCGUGUAUCAGACGUACGUUAUUUUAUUACCAUUCAAAUAUUUAUACGAAUAGUUUUAAUAGAUAUAUACAAUUUUGAACAAUUCAUACAAUGUUAAACGCGAAUUGAGACUGAGUCUUUUUAUAUAUGUUCAUAUAUUUUAUAUUCUCGAUGCAAUACGAUUAUAAAUUUUAAGUUAGGGUAUAGUUAUAUUAUUACUAUUAUGUGUACGCGUAUAUGUGUUAGAAAAAUGUAAUAGAGACGGGUCGAAUUAUCUGCCGUGUAUAUAUAUAUAUUUUUUUUUGUUCUCUACCGAAUUUCACCGUCCUGAUCUUACGUCAUGAUAUUAUAUUAUAAGGUUAAGUUAUAUAUCUGCUACGAAUAGGUGUACACUAAUUUUAGUGUACCGUAUUCCUAUACGAUAACAUACGGAUGGUAUGCUGUGUUAAUUAAUUUAAAUAUUGUAUAGGGUCAAUGAUAACGACAUUAUAUUACACAAAGUCGAUUCGGUAUUAACAGCGACUUCAUUUUACUUAUGUAUAAUUGUGAUAAAUAAAAUAAUGAAAUACCUA
Molecule: messenger RNA, 2002 nt
Organism: Sipha flava (yellow sugarcane aphid)
Lineage: Eukaryota; Metazoa; Arthropoda; Insecta; Hemiptera; Aphididae
Exons: 6
Coding region: 136-1107 (323 amino acids)
Source: RefSeq, a predicted model, not a curated record